Cyprinodon tularosa is the source of this 1614-nucleotide messenger RNA. RefSeq names its product thymic stromal cotransporter homolog. Gene Ontology annotation, biological process: transmembrane transport. The record is from RefSeq and is a predicted model, not a curated record. Bases 106 to 1413 code for a protein of 435 amino acids. NCBI's taxonomy places the organism in Eukaryota, Metazoa, Chordata, Actinopteri, Cyprinodontiformes, Cyprinodontidae. The transcript has 7 exons. Gene Ontology annotation, molecular function: transmembrane transporter activity. Gene Ontology annotation, cellular component: membrane.
AGGGCCCCUCCCAGUCACAACAGGUUGCUUUUGCUUCUCAUACUUUUUGUUUUUCAGAGAAGAGAACCAACAGGAAGCUGCCGGUGCCUCUUCAGAGUUUCAGGGAUGGUGACACCGAGUUUAUCCUGCGGCUUGUUUCGGCAGAUCGAGCCGAUCGUCGUGCUGGAGCAGCUGGGCAGCGCUCUGUUUGACACCGCCUUACAGAUGGUGGUGAAGGAGCGAUGCGCCAACAUGACGGAGGAGAGCCAGCAGAAAGCCAUCACUGACUUCUAUAUGAUCUACAACCUCAUCAUCAAGCUCUGCCCCAUCAUGCCUGCGCUGGCCCUGGCCGCACUCAGCGACCGCGGCUGGAGGAGGGCCCCCAUCGUUGGGCCCCUGAGCGGUUACCUGCUCUCCAGGCUCACUCUGCUCCUGGUGCUCAUUUUCGAUCUCCCGCUCAGGGUGAUGUUUGCAGCCGCGGUGAUCUACGGCCUCUCUGGGGGGUUCAGCGCCUACUGGCCCGGGGUCAUGACUCUGGCAUCUCUGGGCUCCAAGGCGGCUGAUCGCUCCAAGGUGAUGAUGAGAGUGGAGUUGCUGUAUGGGUUAGCUGGACUGGUGGGCAGCUUGGUGUCAGGUCAUCUCUUCCCACUCUACAGCUCCAGUUUGGGAAAUGGAACCAUCCUGCUCUCUGUGAGCACGCUGCUGCAUCUGCUCUGCCUCAUAUUCUCUGUUGUCCUGCUGAAGGUGAAACAGAGGAGCAGCGUGGACUCCGAGGAAAGCUACCACCUCCUCUCUCACGCCUCCCGUAACGCCCAUCUCAUCAGCACUUCCAGUCGGAUAAACGUGCUGAGUGUUGUUCUUCUGUUCGUGGCGGCCUUCCUCUAUGACUUCGCUGUGGGCGGAGCCAUUGAGAUCCUGGGCUCCUUUGUAUUGAAAUCACCCCUCAGCUGGAAUGCCACACAAGUAGGGUACGGAAAUGCUGCAGGAUGCUUGAUUUUCCUCACCAGUUUCAUCGGCGUCAUUGUGUUCCGAAAAUGUGUCGGCGAUGAAACGAUGAUCCUGAUUGGCAUGCUGUCGUUUGCUUUAGGAAUCUACGUCAUGUCCUUCGCCACCACGACCUCCGUGUUUUACAUAGCGCGUUCAUUAAACCUCUUUGCACUCAUCCCCAUGCCAACGAUCAGGUCUGUGGUCUCGCAGCUGGUCCCUAUGUCCUAUUGUGGUAUGGCUCUCACGCUGCUGGAGAUGACCCUUAAAGUGGCUGGCGUCGCCUACAUUCCCACCUUCACCAAGAUCUAUCAAAGCUCUCUCAACUGGCUCCCAGGCUUGGUGUUUUUGAUCUCCAGCAUCAUCACUGUACUUGCGAUGAUACCCAUCAGCAUCGUCGGCUACAUUUCGGCUCAGAACAAGCAGUACGUGAGGAUUCAGGGAGACUGAAGAAGCAGCACACAUACAAGCAGUGAGUUCUUUUCUAAAACAAGCCAACUGGGAAAUGAGACUUUAAGGGAAAUGUUAACAUGCCACUUCCUCAAAUGUUGGAGCUAAAACUGUGUUUUUUAUACUUGCCUAAACGGCCUUAAGUAACAUUCAAUGUGGUGUAAAAAGGCCUGCAUGGACACUUAACAUGAGUAAGCCAAA